Messenger RNA from Saccostrea cuccullata (small rock oyster), 2653 nucleotides. RefSeq names its product mucin-3A-like. Lineage: Eukaryota; Metazoa; Mollusca; Bivalvia; Ostreida; Ostreidae. The record is from RefSeq and is a predicted model, not a curated record. The transcript has 5 exons. The coding region runs from base 394 to 2628 and encodes 744 amino acids.
AGGUUUGGUUUCCAUGCACUUCUUUACUAUGCAAUAAUUCUGAAAAUAGUCAGCUCAGAUCCUCAGAGCUGGAUUGAUAUUGACGCGGAAAAGGAAGUGAGAGCUGGGAAAGAUGAUUUGAUACUCAUAUGCCGAGUACCAAUAGGGCGACUGUCAGAAAUCAACAGGAAUUUUAACAUCCAGUUGAACAAGAAAGAUCUAAACGGACAAAACGAAAAAUCACUGGUAUCUAUUGACUAUGACGUCAUAAAAUGGAAGGAUGAGGGGUUCGGUCGAAGACCCGGGGUUAAAGUGACGGGGCUGGUGAAAGUGCUGGGUAUCCCAGGGCUAUCCCUUGUGAUAGACAGAAAUGAGAUCGGGUGUGGGAGGGACUCUGGGGUCUACUUCUGUGCCAUGACAGCCAUUAAAAAGGAUCUCAGUGUGGUUGCCAAUGCUAGAAGUGAAGAAUUAACGAUUGUGGUUACAAAACCACCAGAAAACCUGGGACCUAUUUUAUUUCGUGACAGUAAUGGGUUGGAAUUACCAUCACGGAAUUUUUCCGAGGGCACGAGUAUUGUUCUGUAUUGUGCAGGAGAUGCUUACCUUAAUUCUGGAAUAAGAUGGUGUAUCAAGCGAGAAAAAGACACAACUUUUGCAGUCAUUCAUGACAACACAACAACAAGGUCGAUGUCCCAUAAUGGUUAUCAUUACAAACAACACAGUUCUCUAUCACUGGAAGUAACAUCGGAUGACUCGAAUACGGAAGUGCUAUGUGAAUCCGGAUACGAAACUCUUUGUGGAACCGGAACGGCGAACGUCACUUCUUCUUUUAUGUUCUACUCAUCAUAUGAAACAUCCACAACAAAUGUCGAUGACACAUAUUCAACAUUUAAUGGUCAUGCAACUUUGAAUGAAUUGACCACGGAGAGCACACCAAACGAACCAUCUUCUCUGCAAAAUAGAUACUCCUCGUCACCCUUUACAACUGAAGAAUUUUCUUCUACUGAUGAAUCACUUAAGUCUACAAACAUGUUCGUUCAAAAGUUUUCAAAUUCAUCCACAGAGUCCUCCAACACGAUACAAAUGUCAUCCGUUAAAGCGCUUACACCUGAUGAAACUGAUGUGCUCUCUACCACCGCUUCUCCUGACAUUAGAACUGAAGGGUUCUCUACCUCUACCCCGCCUGCCUAUAAAACAACCGCAGUCCCUUAUUCUUCGACCCUCCUCAGUAAAACUAUUUCAACAGACGAAACCACAGAAUCGAUCAUAAACAGACAAAGUACUUUAUACAUGCGAGAAAAUAUAACCGACGGAACCAAAAAUACAACACGAUCUCCUUUAUCGGGAGCAACUUUAGAGUUUCAUUCAAGUGAACCGUUUCCAACCAAAAUUUCUACAGAAGAAAUGCUUACUACAGAUAUUGAAAAAACAAUCAAAACUUCGUCCUUUACUAAUUGGGAAACCACGGUCCAUGUGGACAAUUUUACAGAAAUUACUGUAGAUUUAGAGAAUAAAACGCAAAACAGCGUAGUUUACGUCGAAACAACUACCUAUAAUGGAACCAAUUCAAACACAACAUCAGGUUCAGAACCUAAACUUUUCGACACAACUACUGAAAAGAUCUCUUUAAAUUCGAAACACGCACAAACCACGGAGAAUGAAUAUUCAACUACAGACACUUUUACGCAGGAAUCAGCACAAAUCAGCAUUUUAAAACCGAAUUUUCAGGAUGGCCAAAGCACUCAAUCGGUGCUACAUUCUACGGUCAACAAUGGCAAGAAAUACACUGAAAUCACACCAUCAAAUAACAUCGAAGUUUUUAACUCCAGCGUCUUUUCUUUGCUAUUCUUAACAACCAUGCCUGUGGAUGCGAAAGUACCGUACAGAACAGACAAAAGUACAUUAUUGACAGAUUCUACUAAUACAAAAAUGUUCUCUUCGUCCGUUUCUAGUACUGCUUAUAGUACAUCAGCUAUAUCUAAACCCAUCCAGAGUACGGACUCAUCGGGAAGGACAACAGAGAUAGAUCAAACUAGUACAAUUCCAAGAAGAACACAGGAAAUUGACCGUAUAACCUCUUCAUUUAUGCCAGUCACAAAUACCUCAGCUUUAACUGCAAUGGUAGCUUCUGCUGUUUCAGGUGAUCACAAGACUAGUGGAAUAAACGCACCUUUUACCGGUCGACCUACAUUUCAAAGCAAUUCAGUACAGCCUCUUACAACGUCGAUGACCUUGACGACCCGUUUUCGAAACGGAAUCCAGCGUAAAACACCAACAGUUACUUCUUCAAUAAAAACAUCCAAAAAGACAAAUCCAAUCCAUUUGAUUAUGACGACAUCGAAAACAAGAAGACCCAGGCCUAAUAAACAUCCGAUACACCAAAGUACGAAUUUUCCAAGGCAAACGGCGAAGACAAGAAGACCUAAACAACCAAACAGAACAACCAACGUGCCAUAUGGCCUCAUGACGAGCACAGCACCAUCUAAAACUACGGACAUUCCCGCAAAAUGGCGCACGAUUCAGUUGACGGUUAUGACUGCCAUGUCGGUGACUGUUGUUGUAACCAUGGCGAUAGGAUUAGGACUGAUUUGGAAAGCAAAGUUACAGAUAGCUGCUAUAAAAAUUAAACCUUCUUUGGUCCAUGUGUAGUUCUUAGAUUUGGCUUCCAAUUAAA